Messenger RNA from Dictyostelium purpureum, 816 nucleotides. RefSeq lists its product as uncharacterized. Bases 1 to 816 code for a protein of 271 amino acids. Lineage: Eukaryota; Evosea; Eumycetozoa; Dictyosteliales; Dictyosteliaceae. The transcript has 2 exons. The record is from RefSeq and is a predicted model, not a curated record.
AUGGAUAAGCUAUUAUCAUCUCUAAUUAACCUUCGCGUAAAUGAAAAGUUAAAAAACAGUAGUAAUAUUAGUGAUAGAUUAUUAUAUAUAGUUUGGAAUAAUAUAUUUUUAAGAAAUGAAAUUCAUAAACAUAUUUUAAAGUUUAUUGAACAUAGUUUUGUAGAUCUUGAUAUAUCAUGCUAUAACCAGUUUAAAGAUAAAUCAUAUAUAACAACACUUAGCUGGUAUGGUGACCUACUACCAGAUAAAAAUGAAUUUCCACCAUUUUUGACAAACUUAUAUUUGUGCAGUAUUUAUAAAAAUUUAACCCCAACAACAUUACCAAAUACAAUUACUACACUCACAUUCGGUUAUAAUUUUAACCAAGUAAUUCCACCGGGUGCAUUACCAAAUAGUCUCACAACACUCACAUUCGGUUGUAGUUUUAACCAAGUAAUUCCACCCGGUACAUUACCAAAUAGUCUUACAACACUCACUUUCGGUUCUUGUUUUAACCAAGUAAUUCCACCCGGUACAUUACCAAAUAGUCUUACAACAAUCGUUUUCGGUUAUUGUUUUGACCAAGUAGUUCCACCCGGCACAUUACCAAAUAGUCUUACAACACUCACAUUUGGAACUAAUUUUAAGCAAGUAAUUCCACCCGGCACAUUACCAAAUAGUCUCACAACACUCACAUUUGGAACUAAAUUUAACCAAGUACCUCUACCCGGCACAUUACCAAAUAGUCUUACAACACUCACAUUCGGUCCUACACUUAAAAAAUUCUUUCCACCCUGUUCAUUACCAAAUAGUGAUACCAACAAAGUUUUAACAUAA